Molecule: messenger RNA, 950 nt
Organism: Physella acuta
Lineage: Eukaryota; Metazoa; Mollusca; Gastropoda; Physidae
Product: phospholipase A2-like
Biological process (GO): phospholipid metabolic process; arachidonate secretion; lipid catabolic process
Molecular function (GO): calcium ion binding; A2-type glycerophospholipase activity
Source: RefSeq, a predicted model, not a curated record
CAUCUAUUUAUACAAAGUGCGGAUAGUUAAAGGCCUAGCUGAUCGCAGCCAGAUUAAAGCGGGGGCUAUUUAAGCCUGGGGUGACCGGAUUACCAGCAGUCCCCGCCUGACUGGAUCCACCACACGCUGUAGUCUGCUGAAGCCUGGUCUACAAAAUGUCUGCUAUAAAGAUGAUGCCACUUCUCUUUCUGCUGACUGUUGGAGGCUUCCAGUGUACUCAAGGCAUGCCAAGACUGAAACGAGAUUUGCAAAACUUGUGUCUGGUGUUCCAGACUUACGUCCCACGUAGCUGUAUGGACUUCUCCAGCUAUGGCUGUAGCUGUGGGCCUAACAAAGCCAGGGCACCCAUAGAUGGCAUUGACAGUUGCUGUGCCGCCAAGGAUCGUUGCUACGCAAAACUAAGUUGUGAUUACAACAUACCGACAGAGGUCAAGUGCGAAAACGGAGCUUGUCAGUGCACAGCGGCGGAUAAAUCUUCCUGCGCGUACAAGGCUUGCAAGUGUGACGUCAAAGCCGCUGAGUGCUUCACCCGCUACACUUUCAACGAGUCUCUCAUCAACUACGACUACACCAAGUGUGCUAACGUCUCAGACCUGACCGUGGGGGACAGUGGGGAGAGACUGGACCGCAGCGGGGGUAAAGGUGCCGGGAGCUGGCCGGAGAGCUGGGGUGGGCGGAAAGAUGAUGGACACGAUGAGAAGAAAAAUGAAAAGAACAAUGGAAAGAAGAAAGAUGAUAGAGAUGACGAUAAAAAUGGAAAGAAGAAAGGCGAUAGAGAUGACGAUAAAAAUGGGAAGAAAAUAAAAAAGGGAACUGGUCGCAAAUAAAAGAGGUUUUGUAAAAAAAAAAAAACUUGCUUAUCGGUAUAUUAGAUGUUUUUUCAUAAUAAUAUCUGUUGACUUUGAAAUCUUAAAAGUGAGAUUGUAUUAAAUAAAAAGUGUUAUAUCUUC